UCUUACAGUCGCCUGUUUCCGUCAUUUUGAAGUUUGCUCAAAAUGUGUUCCAUAGAAUUUUAUCAAUAAACCGCAAUUCUAGACCCAUUCCUUUAGUUAAUUUAAACGUAAACCCUAGUGAUCGUUAAUUGUGCCGUAUUUAAUUAAUAAACAAAAAAUUAACCGUGAGAAAAAUGGGUAACGUACACGCAGCCUCGGGACCACCGCCGGCGCCGCCAACUCCACCUCCAGGUGUAAGUCCUGUAUGUUUAGAGACACCAUCCGCUCAAGUGGAAAACCCAGGCCCAUUGGAAGAGAUACACCAGAAGUGCAAAAAUGUAUUCCCGACUUGCUUCGAGGGGGCUCGAGUUAUGCUUACGAGAGGUCUUAGCAAUCACUUUCAAAUAUCGCACACGAUAAACAUGAGCUCGAUUACGCCAAGCGGUUAUCGGUUCGGCGCGACUUACGUAGGUACCAAACAGAUCUCGCCCACGGAGGCCUAUCCGAUUAUGUUAGGAGAUAUAGAUCCGUCUGGCAAUUUAAACGCCACCAUCAUUCACCAACUUAGGCCUAAUUUGCAGGGAAAAUUUGGCGCGCAGGUGCAAAACUCGAAGUUUACAGUAAGCCAGUUCACGCUGAAUUACCGAGGGGCCGAUUACACGGCGAGCGCGACCGUCGCCAAUCCUGAUUUGGUCGGCGGUUCGGGCGUUGUGGUUUUACAUUAUUUACAGUCGGUCACGUCACAUUUGGCGUUGGGCACCGAACUCGCGUACCAGAAGGGUUCCGCGAUUCCCGGUGGUGAAAUUGCCAUGCUGAGCGCGGCUGCAAGGUAUACAAACGACAGCAUUACAAUGUCGGGCACUUUAGGACUUACAGGUAUUCAUUUAUGCUACUACCAAAAGGCGAGUAAGCAGUUACAAAUCGGCGUAGAAUUAGAAGCGAAUAGUAGAAUGCAGGAGUCGGUCGCAUCGAUCGCCUAUCAAGUGGACAUACCUAAAAGCGACGUGGUCUUCAAGGGUCACAUAGAUUCGAAUUGGGCGGUCGGCGCCGUCUUAGAGAAGAAAUUGACACCUUUACCUUUUACACUGGCACUCAGCGGAUUGAUGAACCAUAACAAAAAUCAGUUUCGGUUAGGAGUUGGUAUCAUUAUCGGUUAAAUGUGAAAAAUUGUUUUGGAAAAGAGCUUUUUCUUUAGCGCAACACGUAGUGUAAAUAUAAACUGUUUGGUUCAUUGUAAACUUGUAAAAAUAAAUUACAAAUCGUUCUUUUUA
Photinus pyralis (common eastern firefly) is the source of this 1250-nucleotide messenger RNA. Its product is annotated as mitochondrial import receptor subunit TOM40 homolog 1-like. The record is from RefSeq and is a predicted model, not a curated record. NCBI's taxonomy places the organism in Eukaryota, Metazoa, Arthropoda, Insecta, Coleoptera, Lampyridae. Gene Ontology annotation, molecular function: transmembrane protein transporter activity. Gene Ontology annotation, cellular component: mitochondrial outer membrane; mitochondrial outer membrane translocase complex. Gene Ontology annotation, biological process: protein import into mitochondrial matrix. Bases 174 to 1136 code for a protein of 320 amino acids. The transcript is spliced from 4 exons.